Molecule: messenger RNA, 1350 nt
Organism: Phoenix dactylifera (date palm)
Lineage: Eukaryota; Viridiplantae; Streptophyta; Magnoliopsida; Arecales; Arecaceae
Source: RefSeq, a predicted model, not a curated record
AUGGUAGAAGUUAAAUAUUUUAUUCCAAACAAGUCUAGAAUGGUUGUUUCGCUCCUGGGGGAUAAUGAUGUUCGGAAAAUGCAUCAAAUACACGUCAACUUAAAUGCGCCGGUGAUCGAGUUGGUUGUUAGUCAUAUUCCAUGCUUGAUCGAAGCAGCCGAUGUCGUAAUUGAUAUGAGCUCAAGUAAUUUCGGUCGAGUUGUUGAAGAAACAAGAGCGGCAAUCGAAGAGCAACCUAGUCAAAGAAAAUCUUUGGAUGCUUGGAAAACUUCUAUUGAGGGUGUUGGUCAGGAGUUCAAUGAUGUGGAAACUCUUCGCGACACGAUUCACAACUUUUGCAUUGCAAAUUGUAGAGAUUUUGUAUUUGUGAAGAACGAUCGCCUGCGAGUGACCGUGGAAUGUGCAUACGAAGGAUGUGAAUGGCGUAUCCAUGCUUCCCGACUUGGAAAUCAAGAAAGUUUUGCAAUUAAAAAAAUGAAUAGUCAGCAUACAUGUGGCGGAGGGUUGCAAGUCCGGUCGCAUCCUAAGGCUUCGAAACGUUGGGUUUCAAACAUAGUUAAAGAAAAACUUCAAGAUAUGCCGUUAUAUAGGCCGACUGAUAUCGUAAAGGAUAUUCGUCGAGAAUAUGGUGUUGAAUUGCCGUAUCAUCAAGCUUGGCAUGGCAAGGAGGUGGCUAUGAAGGACCUUUAUGGUCACAGAUCAAAAUCUUAUGACCGGAUACACUGGUAUUGCGAUGCCAUUCUUGAGACCAACCCUGGCAGCAUAGCGGAGUAUGAAACUAUUGAAGGUCGAUUCAGACGCCUAUUCAUUUCAUUUCAUGCUUCAGUAGUGGGUUUCAUAAGAGGUUGUAGACCUUUGAUUUUUAUGGAUGGAACAUUUAUAAAGCAUAAGGAUGGAGGAGUAGUUCUUGGUGCGACUUCCAAAGAUGCGAACGACGAUAUGUUUCCUAUUGCUUACGGUGUGGUCGAUACGGAGACUGAUGACAAUUGGGACUGGUUUUGUCGGAAUUUGAAAGAAGCAAUUUAUAGUUGCAUUGAGUGGCGAAGUGAGCAGAUCACAUUUAUGACGGAUAGACAUCAAGGAAUUAUUAAAUCAGUGCCGAAGUACUUUUCUGGUAGUUACCACUCAUAUUGUUUCCGUCAUGUGAAAGACAACUUCAAGAAUCAGAUGCUUGUCCAUUAUUGUGCAAGUGAGAGAAAAAGACUGCUCGAUUUACUAAAUGCUGCUGCUUAUACUCCAAGGCUGAAUGUUUUCCACAAAAUAAUUAGCAAGCUUACAUUAGAUGCUCCAGGGAGUAGAACUUUUCUCCUGCAUGCAAAUCCGAAGCAUUGGGCAAAUGCAAUACUUUAG